This is a messenger RNA of Phialemonium atrogriseum, 1140 nucleotides long. RefSeq lists its product as uncharacterized. The transcript is spliced from 3 exons. Bases 1 to 1017 code for a protein of 338 amino acids. The record is from RefSeq and is a predicted model, not a curated record. NCBI's taxonomy places the organism in Eukaryota, Fungi, Ascomycota, Sordariomycetes, Cephalothecales, Cephalothecaceae.
AUGGCAUCCGCAUCGUCGUCGUCGUCUGUGUCCAAGAAUGCCCCAAAGGAAGACCAGCUGUGGUUCUUCCUCCUGGAAGACAUGCCGGUGCCCUCGUUCGCGCAGCACUCGCGUACCCUCUCCGAGGUCAGAAACAUGGACAUCACUCUUCGGAGGUGUCUGAAGAUCACCAACGCCAAGGGCGAUGUCAACGAUUACGCAUUUUACAUUCAUUCGCAGGGCAUGUCGGCCGCCGUCCAACUGCUGACUGACGAGAGCAUCAUCGCGACGUACAACCUCUACUGCCGGGCCGACGGGCUCGUUCUGAUCAUCAUCCGUGGCAAGGAUGACCCCUCCCCAAACAUCUCUCGAUCCUCUAGUUACGCGCAGUCGCUUGCCGACCGCCGCAAGCAGUCGGCCGCUCGCGGCAUCGCCGUCCCAGAGCUUCCCAUCCAGCCCAAGGUCCGUCACAAGACCGGCAGCGCGGACAUCACUACGAUGGAGCCUAUCACCGAGCAGGACGACGUUGUCUCUAUCAGAGUCGGCGACGACGACUUUGUCACCUUCACGAAGGACUAUCUCCUCGGAUGGCUCGACGCCGAGCUCUCCCGCCUCAAGAACCCCACCAAGAUCGUCGUACAGACCAUCGGGCCUGACGGCCAGCCCAGGGACGUGCCCCUGACCGCCGAGGUAUGGCAGCACUCCCUUCUCCGUGGACCAUGGCGCGACGCCUUCGCCGGAAUCUGGGACCGGCACAUCCGCGCGCAGUGUCUCCGCGAGGAGGCCCUGGCCGACCUCUCGACCUCCCAGCCUGGCUUCCGCCAGUCCUGCCGCGACUUUGUCCGCGACCUGCGGGCCUUCGGCGACGACACGCGCGACAGGCUCCUCGCCGUGCCCACCGCCAGCCACGGUGGCACCUUGGAGAGUGCGCUGCGGGCCCUCGCCGAGAAGCGCCGGGACGGGACCAUCUGCGCGUCCCAUGACCUCUCGCCCAUCUUUCGAGGCUGCGCUGGGGAUUGUCUGGGACAAGGACAGUAAGAAGGCUGCUGUCGAGCAGCUGCAGUCGGCUGGCGGCUUGUCGAUGAGGGCAAGGAUGGUCGUCCAGAGAGGGGGCCGGCUGCUCAAGGGGGCGUUGUCGUUGGGCCGAGGCCGGAAGGGAGG